Messenger RNA from Helicoverpa zea (corn earworm), 2420 nucleotides. RefSeq names its product cap-specific mRNA (nucleoside-2'-O-)-methyltransferase 2 (gene aft). The record is from RefSeq and is a predicted model, not a curated record. Gene Ontology annotation, cellular component: nucleus; cytoplasm. Gene Ontology annotation, biological process: 7-methylguanosine mRNA capping. NCBI's taxonomy places the organism in Eukaryota, Metazoa, Arthropoda, Insecta, Lepidoptera, Noctuidae. The transcript is spliced from 4 exons. Gene Ontology annotation, molecular function: methyltransferase cap1 activity. The coding region runs from base 208 to 2289 and encodes 693 amino acids.
GUCUAUCAUUCCUGUCAGUUUUCCGUCAAGUUGGUUGUGUAUUUUGCGUAUUUUGUUUUGGGAAAAUAAAUACAAAUGAAACGUAGUAGGUAAUAAAAAUGAACUAAACUACAUUAAACUUAUACCUUGAAAAUUCUUCCUUUAGUUGGAGUUUAUAAAAUUUGUAACAUAAUAUAUCUUCUCGCUCAAGUAAUUUCAAUAUAAGAAAUGUUUAAAAACGAUAGCUACAUGUGUCCUCAAAGAUUUUUCAGUAAUGAUGAUUUUCAAGAUGAAUUAAACAACUUGUUCAAUAAGAAAUUCCAGUUUCGUUUCCACAACGAUUGGAAAUUGCCUGAAAAGGAGUCGUGGUUUUCUACGCCACCAUGGAAAGUGAAGCAAUUAGAGAUUUUGAAAAAUCGAUUAAAUUUUCACAAGAGUCAGUUGAAUGAUUUUAAUAUUGAAGAGUGGAGUAGCCACACGCGGCGCAGGAAUCCCGCCGGCGAGGUCUGCUGGAGGCUGCGGUGCUUGAUCAAUCCAGAGUUUUUAACUCAAGCUUGGACUAAGUUUUACGAGUGUGCGUGCACGUACCGGAUUAUACCAGCGGAGGCGACGCUGGAGAGGAAGAUGGUGUCCCUGCACCUGUGUGAAGCACCGGGGGCAUUCAUCACCUCCCUGAACCACUACCUCAAGCUAAACCAUCAGAACAUAGAUUGGAAAUGGGUGGCCAAUACACUGAACCCAUAUUAUGAGGGCAACUCUCCAUCUAACAUGAUUAGUGAUGAUCGGUUCAUGUUCCACACACUGAACAACUGGGACUUUGGGGUGGACAACACUGGGAACCUCAUGGACUGGGAGAACUCUCAAGCUAUCAUCAGGAAGGCCAAGUCUUUGGGGAAGGUACUACUGGUGACAGCAGAUGGCUCCAUAGACUGCCUGCAGAAGCCUGAUGCACAGGAAGAAGUGACGUCACCCUUGCAUUACUGUGAGAUCAUCACUGCACUGCAGGCUCUCAGCACAGACGGCACACUAAUCUUUAAGCUGUUUACACUGUUUGAACAUUCAACAGUGAGCCUCCUGUACCUUGUGAACCAUCUGUUCAGUGAGGUGAACAUAUACAAGCCUGUCACCUCCAGGCAGGGCAACUCUGAGGUGUAUGCCAUCUGCCUCAAGUAUAAAGGUUCAGCAAGUCUAGAGGAGUUCCUGCCUACGUUAAAAUCAGCAUAUGGAUCCGAACAAUAUGGAAACUUGGCCCUCUUUCCUCUUGAGGCCAUCCCAGAAACUUUCCUCAAGCAAAUUGAAGAGUGUGCAUGCUACUUCUGCUCUAUACAGUGCCAAGUCAUUAAUAAUAACAUUCAAGCCUACCUCAUGCAGAAGAACAUUGCACUUCAUAGUGACAUCAAGAAAAUUCGAGGGAUAGUAGCUUCAGAGUUCAUCUGGCAAUAUGAUCUGAAACCUAUAGAUUACGAACAAGAGAUCAUGAAGGGAGCUCUUCAUGAGGAAAACAAAAUUAACAUGAAUCCCAGAUAUCACCGUGGGUCUUACACUGAGAGACAGCUCUACACUAAAAUGUCUCUCAGAGAGAAGUUGAACAAUUUGAAUUCAUUCCUCCAAGCUGAAGUGCUGUCAAACCCUAUGAUUUUAAUAAAUGAACCAGUGAAAUGGAUGUACUUUUACAAUGAGUAUACAGAACUAAAGUUACACUUCACAUAUGGAUGUCCUUUGGAGAAAAUAAAUAGCUCAAAGUUUAUAUUUGUACCUAUAUUUAAGUUAUAUCAACAGAUUUUAGCUGAAGAAGAGUUUAAGGAGAUUAUAUUUAGUAAAGAUGGAAAAAGUAUUGAUAACAAUAGAGACUAUGGACUGGAGAUAAAUAUGAGACUGUUGCUUCCCGAUUUUGAGCAUUCAGAGAGCUACCAUGUGUUUGAGAAAAGGUGCUUGAAGAUGCUGCUACAGAGUAUGCAGAAAUUGAGUCAAGGCCAGACACUGCUGGUGCAGAACAUCAACAUGGCAACACAUUUCAAUGUCAGUGUCAUAUACAUCAUAACAAAGAAGUGCUUUGAGAAGAUUGGAUUCACAUCUGAGAACACAAUUAUACUUAAGAACCUCAAGAACAAAUCUGCUCUAAAUUACUUAGAGCUUGUGGAUGCUGAAUGUGAUAAGAUGAAAAUUGAUGGCACUAAGGAUGUCUUGAACUCUCUGAAGGUCCAAACAACAAAUGUUGGUGACUUCUACAACAGCAUUAUAUUCUAUAACAACACAUUUUAUCGGAACAAAUGUCUGGAAUACCUCACUAAGAUUGAAAAAUUCGUUUAAAUUAUUAUGCAAUUUUAACUGUAUAACUUGUACUUGAAGACUAUUUUUUAAUAUUUUUUAUUGUUAUUGAUGUUCAUGCUCUGUAAAUGCUAUUUUACAAACAAUUAAAUAAAUCUUGAAUGUUGUAUGAA